AAACCAUACCCUUGGCAACACCACAACGCCACAGCGUUGGCAACUGUAGUGCAAAGUGGGCAGGAGCCACUGCAUCAAUUCCUGUAUUCAUGGCAAGAACAACAACACCAACGAAGAUGGGAUGGAAAAGAUGGCGAGAGUGGUUUUUGCCUGCUUGCGAAUUUGCAGACGCGCACAGGCUCUCUGCCCUUGGUAUAUAGAGACUCGAAUUUCCCACCUCACCCCCUCUUCCUUUGCUCAACCACUUCCUCCGCAGUCGCCCAAGCAGACACAACAACAGACCUCUGGCCUCAUUCUCUGCCCCUGCUCUGCUCGGUGCGUUUUGUCUUUCUUGAAAGAACGGCCAUCCCUUCACUCGGCAGCAAUGGCAGCCCACAAACCGGCUAUCGAAAACAUCAAUGCCGCCGUUGCUGGGAUGAAUACCCAAGUAAACGCGAUUUCCCAAGGCCUGCAGGCCUAUCAUGGCCAUGUUGAGGAGCUCACUACUGAGCUCUCACGCUCUGGCAACUACCUGGUUGGUCAGAUACAUCAGGAGCUGGCUGAGAUUCGUCAGAUAACGGUCCAAAUUCGCGCCGAGUAAGGCCUUGUGCUUUUUAUUGAGAAAGCUUGCUAAACUUCACUGUACAGGCAGUUCAACCUCCGGGCCUUGAUGCGAAACGGCUAUGUGCGAACUGCUAGUACACCUCUGGUCCCCAUGCGUUCUGUCCAAGCUGGUCCCAACCCACAUGUCCCUCUUGGACAAUGGAUCCCAAACUUUCCGGCG
Messenger RNA from Canariomyces notabilis, 763 nucleotides. RefSeq lists its product as uncharacterized. The coding region runs from base 131 to 580 and encodes 149 amino acids. The record is from RefSeq and is a predicted model, not a curated record. NCBI's taxonomy places the organism in Eukaryota, Fungi, Ascomycota, Sordariomycetes, Sordariales, Chaetomiaceae. The transcript has a single exon.